Messenger RNA from Adineta steineri, 558 nucleotides. NCBI's taxonomy places the organism in Eukaryota, Metazoa, Rotifera, Eurotatoria, Adinetida, Adinetidae. The record is from the annotation of a GenBank genome assembly.
AUGACGUCCGAUACUGAAACAAUCAGUCAUCUACAAUGGCGUAUACAACGCUUAGAAGAUUUUAUUGGAAAAUCAAAUAAAACAAAAAUUGUUGAGACAAUUAAUAAAUUAAAUGAACAGGUUUUCGAACAUGCAAAUAAUAGUCUUACUGCAAGAAAAUUAGUGAAGAGAGUUGACGAAAUCAAUCGUCUAACAAAUUCAAAUUUCCAACAUUAUCUCAUGGAAAAUCGAUCAACAAAACUUGAACUUAUUCUUGCUGAUGAACAACGUAUACGUAAUGUAACAAAAAAUCUUACUAAAAUCGAUACAUUAGCACAAGUUUUGAAUGGAGAAUGUUUUCAAGAAGUACCAAAAUUAUUUUCAGCAUUGAAUAAAUUAUUAAUCACACAUGAUAAUAUUAAGAAUCAAUAUGGUGAAUAUACUCAAGAAAUAAGUGCAUUUUUACAAGAUUAUGCUGCAUUUACUUUAUUAAUGGAUGAAAAUCUUCAACAAUAUAAAUCAAUUUUAAAUAAAACUGAACAAAAAUUAACAAUUAUAAAAGAUGAUCCGGUUGAAUAA